Coregonus sp. 'balchen' is the source of this 7750-nucleotide messenger RNA. NCBI's taxonomy places the organism in Eukaryota, Metazoa, Chordata, Actinopteri, Salmoniformes, Salmonidae. The record is from the annotation of a GenBank genome assembly.
AUGACUGGUUCCAGUCCACAGGCCGUGCUGGUAGGAGCCUGGUCUGAUGUGCCUUGAUAACACUUCAUUGAAAUUCAUAUUGCGUCCUCGGCACAUGUAAUUAUCUGUAGUCGAAACUAGGCCUGCAUCAAGCCUUAUGAGAGAGCUGUUGAUGAGUAUUAGCCUACAUCACAUAGUUUACACAUUCCUUUGAUUGGUUUAGCCUAGUCUGUGCCAUGAAAAUCCAAAUCAUGAAUGAAAUUUAAGCUAUUGGCUAUUCAGUCAAAAGCAGUAGGACUAUUGUUGGGGUAAGGUGAAACAACUGCAAGAAUGCAUAGAAUAAGAUGCCUGGUUAGUUCAAUCGAUGUUGUGAAUGCUUCUACAGUACAUUAAACUGAACUGGAUUUUAGGCGUAAUGUCAAUCUUGCGUGAUGGAAUAAUGCCGCGUUGCUUUCCCUUAACGGAUUCUCCUUGUGGGUAUAACGUCACAAACUGGGAAUGACAGUUAAAGCUCUUCUGUGAGAGGCAACUGAUCAUUAUACUAUUCCUACACUGUUGCCAAUGUUUCACGCUACACCGACCAGGUAAGCCUCCAUGCACGUUUGUUGCUUUAAGCAAUGUGUACUUGAGGAGUUUUGUCACGUGACUCAUUUCAGUUAGCCUAACUCGACUCUCUCUCUCCCUCUCCCUCUCCCUCUCCCUCUCCCUCUCUCCUCCACAGCAAAUGGUGAUGAGCCUGCGCGUGUCAGAGCUGCAGGUUCUGCUAGGUUACGCGGGCCGCAACAAACACGGGCGAAAACAUGAGCUCUUGACCAUGGCCCUGCAUCUCCUGAAAGCCGGCUGCAGCACCGCCGUGCAGAUGAAGAUCAAGGAACUCUACUGCAGACGCUUCCCCACAAAGAUGGUCUCUCCCUCAGAGCUGGCCCUGCCCGGACCACACUACCCUGCCUCGGGAGGUGUGGCCGGAGGAGGGGGCACCGCCGCCCUGCCUGCCGGCCUCAGCCAGCUGGCGUACGAGGGCCAUGGGCACGGGGGAGUACCCUCGCCAGCCGCCCUGCUGCCCAUCUCGUUGCUGGGGCCCGGCAAGCACGAGCUCAGCGGGCUGACGCACCACCUGCCCACCUCGGCCACCCUGCACCCGGUGCACCCAGACGUCAAGCUGCAGAGGCUGCCCUUCUACGAUAUGCUGGACGAGCUCAUUAAGCCCACCAGUCUAGGUAAGGAUGGCUGGUGUCUGUGGGUGGUUGGUGUCUGUGGAUUGGUAUAGGAGGUAGGGUUGCAAAACUACCGGUAAUUUACCAAAGUUACCGGAAUCUUCAGUAAUUUUGGUAAUUAAACAGAUAAAUAUAUGUCAAUCUAUGGUAACUUUGGUAAUGAACACUUGAAUAACUUUUUUAUGUAUUCAUAUAUAGUAUUAAAAAAAAAAAUAUUGUCCAUGAGUUUCUAGUAGAUGGACCAUAUGGUUAAAGCGAAAAUAGCCUAAUUCAUGGAAAACGUAUCUAAUCAACAAUGGCAUUAUGUUUCAUUAACUCUGCCACCAGUUUGGCGCCAAAACAUUUACAACAAUGAAAUAUUGGCAUAGUAAAGUAAAUAAGUGUGUAAUUAAUAAAUAAAUAUAUAUAUAUAUAUAUACACAGUGCUAUGAAAAAGUAUUUGCCCCCUUUCUAAUUUUCUCUACUUUUGCAUAUUUGUGAUACUGAAUGUUAUCAGAUCUUCAACCAAAACCUAAUAUUAGAUAAAGGGAACAUAAGUGAACAAAUAACACAACAAUUAAAUAUUUAUUUCAUUUAUUUCAUAAACAAAGUUAUGCAACACCCAAUUCCCCUGUGUGAAAAAGUAAUUGCCCCCUUACACUCAAUAACUGGUUAUGCCACCUUUAGCUGCAAUGACUCCAACCAAAUGCUUCCUGUAGUCUCUCACGUCGCUGUGGAGGAAUUUUGGCCCACUCUUCCAUGCAGAACUGCUUUAACUCAGUGACGUGUGGGUUUUCAAGCAUGAACUGCUCGUUUCAAGUCCUGCCACAACAUCUCAAUAGGGAUUAGGUCUGGACUUUGACUAGGCCAUUCCAAAUCUUCCAAUUUGUUGCUUUUUAGCAAUUUUCAUGUAGACUUGAUUGUGUGUUUUGGAUCAUUGUCUUGCUGCAUGACCCAGCUGCGCUUCAGCUGCAGCUGACAGACGGAUGGUCUGACAUUCUCCUGUAGAAUUCUCUGAUACAGAGCAGAAUUCAUGGUUCCUUCUAUUAAGGCGAGUCGUCCAGGUCCUGAGGCAGCAAAGCAUUCCCAAACCAUCACACCACCACCACCAUGCUUGACCUUUGGUAUGAUGUUCUUACUGUGGAAUGCAGUGUUUGGUUUUCGCCAGGCAUAAUGGGACCCAUCUCGUCCAAAAAGUUGACUCAAGUUUGCCUAAAAGCACCUGGAUGAUCAUCAAGACUCUUGGAAGAACGUUCUAUGGACAGAUGAUUCAAAAGUAUAACUUUUUGGACGAGAUGGUUCCAGUAAUGCCUGGCGAAAACCAAACUCUGCAUUCCACAGUAAGAACAAGCUUGAUGUGAAUGGGAGGUGGAUUGGUUGUGUAGCUUGAUGUGGAUGGGAGGUGGAUUGGUUGUGUAGCUUGAAUGUGGAUGGGAGGUGAAUUGUUUGUGUAGCUUGAUGUGGAUUGGUUGUGUAGCUUAAUGUGGAUGGGAGGUGGAUUGGUUGUAUAGCUUGAAUGUGGAUGGGAGGUGAAUUGGUUGUGUAGCUUGAUGUGGAUGGGAGGUGGAUUGGUUGUGUAGCUUGAAUGUGGAUGGGAGGUGAAUUGGUUGUGUAGCUUGAUGUGGAUUGGUUGUGUAGCUUGAUGUGGAUGGGAGGUGGAUUGGUUGUGUAGCUUGAAUGUGGAUGGGAGGUGAAUUGGUUGUGUAGCUUGAGGUGAAUUGGUUGUGUAGCUUGAGGUGGAUUGGUUGUGUAGCUUAAUGUGGAUGGGAGGUAGAUUGUGCGUAAAGUUGCAGAGGCUUAUAAAGGCUUAUGAAGCCCAUCAGCCAGGAUGUGUUUGGGAGGCCCUGUGUUAUGGGACUUAAAGUGGAACUGACAGCGUUUUAACUACGUUGCAGAUAUGAAACAGACUAUCAUAAUAUCAGUCAAAAAUAUCACAGUUUAUGCUACAAAACCAACUUAAUAAGAGGUUUAAAAAAUACGUUCUAUUUUACUCAAAAUUCCAUGACGUACAGUAAGGCAUUGUUGGCAGAAUAGAUGGAUGCAGUUCAAUGCAUGAUUCAUAUAAUUCACCAAUACAUUUAUUGGUAGUCCAACACAUAUUGCUAUCAGGUUGUAAAUCACAGCUGGCCUGGUACAUUCUUUGCUGCCUCCAGCCAUUUGGGAUGCAUUGUUUCAGUUUCAAUGACUCAAUAUCUUGGACAAAAACGGACGAAAGUAAGGCUGGGAAUGUCAAUACAAUCAAACUAGCGAAGGCGUCACAAGUCAGUCAUAACGUGGCUAAUAGGCUAGCUUAUCUAUUCAUGUAGCUAUUUAUUUAGCAAGCUAAAAACACAGAGCCUAGCUAGCUGCUGGAAGGAUGUCAUGUGAUUGGACGGACGAGUGGGUGAGUGGCCGACUUCUUCCACCCGUAUCGUUUUUCGGUUCUACUGCUAGAGAUUCAGGUGUCAUUUGGUUAGCUAGCAAGAAAUGUGACUCACUUUGCUAUCUAGCUAUCUAUGCUGAACUUUAUAAGUCUGUUAUCCACAGUUAGCAUAUAUCUUAGUUGUCAAUUAAAUGUAUUUGGCAUCGAUCAAAUGGGUGGGUAGGCAGGCAAGUUCCCAUUCAGUUGUCAAAACAUGGGUUGGGACCAGCAUGCAUUGGCAGGCAAGCUGUAGAAGGACGAACAGGCUACUAUUCCUCAUCGUUUAUCAGUGCAAUUUUGACAGACAACUACAAGCUGAAAAAGUUUGAGAGGGUUUAUCUACUGUUUCCUCGUUAGAUUUUAGCUCAUCUCGCUCUGGCUAGCAAUAGUUGUUGAUCUUAUAGGCAACUUGAGGGAGAGCGAGCCUGUUCAUGGUUGUUUGAUCAAUUGGACUGUAAAGUUCCCAAAUGUAAGAGGACUCCCGACUUUUGGCGAAUGCUUUCUAAUGAUCUAAAGUCACACGGUUGCUACUGCCUGUAAACACACAGUCCAGUUCAAAGUGAAUGAUGGCAGCAGGCCCGUGUGGCAAAUGGCUUAUUUGCAUAUAUGCCUAAUGUAGCUCUGAUUGGCUAUGGCGCUCCAGUCUGUUUAGUCUGGGCCUGGAGAAUAGGUUUUAUUUACUGCAGUGUCUAUUAAUUGUGCAAACGCAUGGCCGCUUUCCCACUAUAUUGCUAUAGAAUUUUCACAAAUGCCAAACUCUACGUCAUUCCCAAACAUUAUAUAAAAGUGUGAACAUCUGAAAAUGAUCAUAUCUAUGUGCCUAUCAGAAAAUGUAAAAGAAGGUGUCAUAUUCUUCCUGGGGGCGUAUAUGAAAAUACUGUCAGUUCCACUUUAAUAUAAUCAUGCAUCAUGCAUAAUGCACUACCAACUGAGCCAUACAGGACCAUACAGGACCAUACAGGACCAUACAGCCAUAUUUCUUGGCCUAAUGUGCUAUACAUCCUGUCUUUCUAAGUAACCUCUUUAUAAUUCACAACUUGCGCAAAUGCAUCUCGACACUGCUCUUUAUUUUAAUAAGAUGUCCAGUUUUAUUAUGUAUGCAACUGAUGCAUCACACCCCCACUGCACCUUGUAUGAUAAAACACCUCUCCAUACAACCUGCACCAACUUCACUGCAAAUAUAUGGAAAUGUCCACAUUUUCCUACAUUAGCAUUUUGUUUGAGUAAGAUGCCGGACUGUGAUUAAUUAACCUCUGGUUGCAAUGUACAAACACCCUGCCCACAGCACUGUCAUCCUGCCCUCUCGCUCCUCUCUCCAUCUCUCUCCUAUUGACAUGCUGUAUGGUGUGGUGAAAUCCUGCAGCCAUACACCUGUGCCUGCAAAACCCCUCCCCCCAUCAUUUGAAUAGGCACAUACAGUGGGGGGAAAAAAGUAUUUAGUCAGCCACCAAUUGUGCAAGUUCUCCCACUUAAAAAGAUGAGAGAGGCCUGUAGUUUUCAUCAUAGGUACACGUCAACUAUGACAGACAAAUUGAGAGAGAAAAAAUCCAGAAAAUCACAUUGUAGGAUUUUUAAUGAAUUUAUUUGCAAAUUAUGGUGGAAAAUAAGUAUUUGGUCACCUACAAACAAGCAAGAUUUCUGGCUCUCACAGACCUGUAACUUCUUCUUUAAGAGGCUCCUCUGUCCUCCACUCGUUACCUGUAUUAAUGGCUCCUGUUUGAACUUGUUAUCAGUAUAAAAGACACCUGUCCACAACCUCAAACAGUCACACUCCAAACUCCACUAUGGCCAAGACCAAAGAGCUGUCAAAGGACACCAGAAACAAAAUUAUAGACCUGCACCAGGCUGGGAAGACUGAAUCUGCAAUAGGGAAGCAGCUUGGUUUUAAGAAAUCAACUGUGGGAGCAAUUAUUAGGAAAUGGAAGACAUAAAAGACCACUGAUAAUCUCCCUCGAUCUGGGGCUCCACGCAAAAUCUCACCCUGUGGGGUCAAAAUGAUCACAAGAACGGUGAGCAAAAAUCCCAGAAACACACGGGGGGACCUAGUGAAUGACCUGCAGAGAGCUGGGACCAAAGUAACAAAGCCUACCAUCAGUAACACACUACGCCGCCAGGGACUCAAAUCCUGCAGUGCCAGACGUGUCCCCCUGCUUAAGCCAGUACAUGUCCAGGCCCGUCUGAAGUUUGCUAGAGUGCAUUUGGAUGAUCCAGAAGAGGAUUGGGAGAAUGUCAUAUGGUCAGAUGAAACCAAAAUAUAACUUUUUGGUAAAAACUCAACUCGUCGUGUUUGGAGGACAAAGAAUGCUGAGUUGCAUCCAAAGAACACCAUACCUACUGUGAAGCAUGGGGGUGGAAACAUCAUGCUUUGGGGCUGUUUUUCUGCAAAGGGACCAGGACAACUGAUCCGUGUAAAGGAAAGAAUGAAUGGGGCCAUGUAUUGUGAGAUUUUGAGUGAAAACCUCCUUCCAUCAGCAAGGGUAUUGAAGAUGAAACGUGGCUGGGUCUUUCAGCAUGACAAUGUUCCCAAACACACCGCCCGGGCAACAAAGGAGUGGCUUCGUAAGAAGCAUUUCAAGGUCCUGGAGUGGCCUAGCCAGUCUCCAGAUCUCAACCCCAUAGAAAAUCUUUGGAGGGAGUUGAAAGUCUGUGUUGCCCAGCGACAGCCCCAAAACAUCACUGCUCUAGAGGAGAUUUGCAUGGAGGAAUGGGCCAAAAUACCAGCAACAGUGUGUGAAAACCUUGUGAAGACUUACAGAAAACAUUUGACCUGUGUCAUUGCCAACAAAGGGUAUAUAACAAAGUAUUGAGAAACUUUUUUUAUUGACCAACUACUUAUUUUCCACCAUAAUUUGCAAAUAAAUUCAUUAAAAAUCCUACAAUGUGAUUUUCUGUAUUUUUUUUUCACAUUUUGUCUGUCAUAGUUGACGUGUACCUAUGAUGAAAAUUACAGGCCUCUCUCAUCUUUUUAAGUGGGAGAACUUGCACAAUUGGUGGCUGACUAAAUACUUAUUUUCUUCACUGUAUAUACACACACACACUCCCUCCACACAAACUCUCACAAAACCUCAUAAAAACAUAUAGCCAUCCAAAUAAAUAAUGCAUGUCAAUCACAUAAGUGUCCCUCAGGCACAGAAAGAAGAGCCUAAGGUAGUGAAUGUAGCUUCUUUCAGUCAUUGAAGAGCUGAUUCCUUCCCCUGAAUGGUGUGGUAAUGAAUGAUCCACAGCCCUAGUUUUGAGGAGAUGACCCUCUUUACCCUAAUAAUAAUGGCAGGACAGUAAUGAAGCAGCUUGAUUAAUUAAUUUGCCUUCCCAGGCAGAUUGAGGGACUGAGGGGAGCCUCUCUCUCGCUUUCUCUGUCUUUCUCUCUCUCUCUUUCUCUAGCGCUAUUCCUCUCUCUUCCCCUCUCUCUCCCCCCCCCCCCCCUCUCUCUUUUCAUCUCUAGCGCUAUUCCUCUCUAUUCCCCUCUCUCUCUUCCCCCCCCUCUCUCUCUUCAUCUCUAGCUCUAUUCCUCUCUCUCCCCCCUCUCUCUCUUUUCAUCUCUAGCUCUAUUCCUCUCUCCCCCUCUCUCUUUUCAUCUCUAGCUCUAUUCCCCUCUCUCUUUCUGUUAAUCUCUAGCUCUAUUCCUCUCUCUCCCUCUCUCGGUCUGUCAUUAGCUCUCCCUUAACCCCACCCCUCUCUGUUUAUUGCUAGUUAUCUUGCCCACCCCUCCCCGACUCUAUCUCUCUCCCUCUGUCUAUCAUUAGCGCGCUCUCUCUCUCCGUCUCACUCUUGUGUUCCCUGAUUAUCAUUGGCUCUGUUUCCCUCCCCUUCUCUCUCACUCUCUCACUCUGUUUAUCUCUAGCUGACUUGCCCUCCCCCUCUCUGGCUGUGCCUCUCUCCUCUCCCAUCCCCCACUCUCUCGCUCACCCAUCCCCCACUCUCUCUCUCUCUCUCCCCCUCCCUCUCCCUCACUCUACCCACUCCCUCCCUCCCUCUCCCUCAAUCAAUUAAAUUCACUCUCUCUCUUCCCUCCCUCACUCUACCCAUAACCUCCCUCCCUCCCUCUGUCCUCUCCCUCACUCUACCCAUGCCCUCUCUCCCUCCCCCCCUCUCUCUCUCCCUCCCUCCCCCUCUCUCUCUCCUCUCCCUCCGCUCUCCAGUCAGUGCAGCAGCCUGUUCUCCUGUUGAAGGCCUGUAA